This is a messenger RNA of Morchella sextelata, 591 nucleotides long. RefSeq lists its product as uncharacterized. The record is from RefSeq and is a predicted model, not a curated record. The transcript has 2 exons. The coding region runs from base 1 to 591 and encodes 196 amino acids. Lineage: Eukaryota; Fungi; Ascomycota; Pezizomycetes; Pezizales; Morchellaceae.
AUGCUGGCGUUUUUCUUUGUUGGCACGGGAUUUGUGGCAUUGCAGAUAUCAGGCCUGACGACUAUGGUGGGAAAUAUGCGGUCCGUGCAAAACGCCUUGGGACUGGCUGUAUUGCUGUUUGGAAUGAGCCCUGUCUGGCAGGUUCAGGUCGCUGCUAGGGUUUUUAGGAGGGAUGAGGAUCAACAGCUAACGACGGAAAGUUUACUUCUCGUGCUGGGUAUAUUUCUUGGCACUGUUUCCAUGUUGGGAGGAGCUGGACUGCUGUCUUUACCGGAAUGGAGGAGGACAAAGGGUGUAGGAGCUGGUGAGGAGGCGGAGGAAGGCCUAUUGGACACAGAGGCGGUAGACGUAAUUCAAAACGACGCUGUCAAUUCUAAUCAUCAGCAGCAAGCAUCAUAUGGAUCAACUAACAGCAAUGACGUUCGGGAAAAUGAGCCCAUGAAAUUGACAUGGAUAAGUCCCAGCACUCGUGCCUUUCUCAACGACAGGAAUGCCUGGUUAUUUGCACUUGCAAUCUUCCUCAGUACUGGCCCAGCGCAGACAUUUACAAAUAAUGAACACUAUUACAAACAACGUAUCGCACCAACUUGA